AUGUCUCCAUCGUCGACGGCUCUCCCACCCAUCAUCCUCUACCAUUACCCUUAUUCGCCAUACGCCCGACGGGUGAUUUGGUACCUCCGACUUCGCGGCAUCCCCUACAAGCAAUGUAUACAACCCCCAACCCUCCCCCGCCCAGACCUCACCCGCCUAGGCCUCUCCUACCGCCGCAUCCCCGUCCUCGCCAUCGCCCACGACGUCUACCUCGACAGCCGGCUCAUCUUUCGCAAACUGGAGUCCCUCCGUCACCCCAGCAUCAAACCGCCGUUGGGGGUCAGGGCUAGGGCAAAACUUGCCGCAUCAUCUCUUGCCACUUCCAGCAACCCCAAUUCCAACACCGAUGACCUCAACACAGCUGAGAAGACCUCCACGAAGCCGAGUCUCACAUCCCAAGACGCGACAGCCCUCGCCUUGGAGCGUCUCCUGUCCGUCUUUACCACACAAACACCCCUCUUCUUCCACGCCGCCUCCCUUCUCCCUCCCUCCCUCCCCCUCAUGAAAGAUGAAUCCUUCCGCCGCGACAGGGACGACUUUUUCCAUGGAGGCAAGAUCAACACUUCCGUUACAAGUACAACAACUGCCGUUACGAACCCCGGUCCGGAUGCUUCUCAGCUAAGGGCGGAAGCAGCACAUGUUUUGCAUUCGGCAACCUCACUCCUGGAAGAAACGAUUUUGGCUGAUGGCAGACCAUGGGUUUUAGGCGAGGAGGGGCCAACACUGGCGGAUAUCGAGGCUGUGUGGGUGUUUCAUUGGGUUACCGGUUUACCGGGCAUGGUUGAUCAAGAACUAUGGAAGGAGAAAUACCCACGUGUCAUGGCGUGGAUUGCGCGAUUCCAGGCUGCCGUCGGCGCCGUUAAACAGAACCCGCCGACGUUAACGGGCGAGCAGGCUGCUGAUCUUAUCAUGGGCAAGUCCAAAUCAGAGAUGGAAUCGUCCUCAACGGGGUCAUGGGAGGAUGAUAGACUGGGGAUAGACACCCAAGACGAGGUGGUCAAAGUCUGUGGACUGAGAAAGGGCUCGAGAGUGGAAGUGUGGCCCACGGAUUCUGGCAUGACGCAUAGGGAUAGGGGGACGUUAAUUGGUAUUGAGGGGGAUGAGGUUGUGUGGUUGACGGGAAAGGGGGUUAGGGUGCAUGCGCCUAGGGAAGGGUUUAGAGUUAGGCCAGAGGGGGGAGAGGCGAGAUUGUGA
This is a messenger RNA of Thermochaetoides thermophila DSM 1495, 1194 nucleotides long. RefSeq lists its product as uncharacterized. Bases 1 to 1194 code for a protein of 397 amino acids. The record is from RefSeq and is a predicted model, not a curated record. Lineage: Eukaryota; Fungi; Ascomycota; Sordariomycetes; Sordariales; Chaetomiaceae. The transcript has 2 exons.